Molecule: messenger RNA, 1635 nt
Organism: Marasmius oreades (fairy-ring Marasmius)
Lineage: Eukaryota; Fungi; Basidiomycota; Agaricomycetes; Agaricales; Marasmiaceae
Gene: ACU8
Product: Acetyl-CoA hydrolase
Exons: 13
Coding region: 1-1635 (544 amino acids)
Biological process (GO): acetate metabolic process
Cellular component (GO): mitochondrion
Molecular function (GO): acetate CoA-transferase activity; acetyl-CoA hydrolase activity
Source: RefSeq, a predicted model, not a curated record
AUGAAGGUUACUCCCUCUCUACGGAACGCAGCCGUUGCCGGACCCUCAGCAGCUCUCCGAGAACGAGUUCGAAGGCCUGCAUACCUCAAGAAACUUGCGCAGCCCAGCGACCUCGCGCCGCUGUUCAAGAACGAUGACUAUAUCGGAUGGUCUGGGUUCACCGGUGUCGGUUAUCCCAAAGGCACUCCAACGGCGAUCGCGGACUACGUGGAGUCCAACAACUUGCAAGCCAAUCCAGAGACAAAAAAGAAAUUUAAUUUGUUUGUUGGUGCAUCGGUCGGGCCUGAAGUAGAAGACCGCUGGGCGCGUCUUGAUAUGAUCGCUCGCCGGUACCCACAUCAAGUCGGAAAAGACAUUGCAAAAGGUAUCAAUGACGGUCGAAUCAACUUCGCAGACAAGCAUCUUUCCAUGUUUCCACAGGAUUUGACGUAUGGGUACUACAGUCUGAAGAAGAAACACGGAGACCCCACAAAACCUCUUGAUUGGGCUAUCGUAGAGGCUACUGCAAUCGACGAGCAAGGACAUAUUGUGCCCGGUGCAUCUGUCGGAGCGACCCCCGAGAUCCUACAAUCUGCCGACAAAAUUAUCAUUGAAGUCAAUACACGUAUUCCCAACUUGGAAGGCCUUCAUGAUAUCAAUCAUUCUUGGAUUCCCCCUCACCGUCAGCCAUAUCUGAUUACGCAUCCCUCUGAUCGAAUUGGUACCACCGCAAUCCCAAUAGACACGGAGCGUGUCGUGGCAAUCGUGGAAAGUAACAAACCGGAUAACACUGGCGAGAAUUCUCCCGAGAAUGAAGAAUCCCGCGCCAUUGCUAGACAUCUCAUCGAGUUCCUCUCAGAUGAGGUCACCGCUGGAAGACUUCCCAAGUCCCUGCUUCCUCUUCAAUCCGGUAUCGGAAACGUAGCAAACUCCAUUAUCGGAGGUCUCGCCGAUGGUCCUUUCGAAAAAGUUCAAGUGUGGACUGAGGUGCUUCAAGAUACGUUCAUCCGCUUCUUCGAUUCUGGCAAAUUGGACUUUGCUACCGCAACCUCCAUUAAGUUCAGUCCUGGAGGCUUUGACUAUUUCUACAAGAACUGGGCGAACUACAAGGAUCGUUUACUUCUCCGUUCUCAACAAGUUGCUAACUCGCCCGAGUUGAUCCGGCGGUUGGGUGUCAUUGCUAUGAACACUCCUCUUGAAGUUGACAUUUACGCACACGCAAAUUCGACGAAUGCACUUGGUUCUCGAAUGCUCAACGGUCUCGGUGGUUCCGCCGACUUUUUGAGGAACGCCAAACUUUCCAUUAUGCACACGCCGUCGAGUCGACCUACCAAGAACGAUCCCACGGGUAUAAGCUGUAUCGUACCAUUCGCUUCACAUAUUGACCAAACCGAACACGACCUCGACAUUGUCGUCACUGAACAAGGGUUGGCUGACCUUCGUGGUCUUUCUCCACGCGAAAGGGCACCCCUUAUCAUCAAGCAAUGUGCCCAUCCCGAUUAUAAAGAUAUGUUGCUUGAUUACUAUGAGCGUUCUCUGCACGAGUGUAUGAAGAGAGGAGCAGGACAUGAGCCACACAUGUUGAGACACGCCUUCAAAUUCCAUACGAAUUUAAUGGAGAAGGGAACUAUGAAGAUCAAGUCGUGGGAUGAUUAG